Messenger RNA from Aphidius gifuensis, 1778 nucleotides. RefSeq names its product cytochrome P450 4g15-like. Bases 170 to 1732 code for a protein of 520 amino acids. The record is from RefSeq and is a predicted model, not a curated record. The transcript is spliced from 8 exons. Lineage: Eukaryota; Metazoa; Arthropoda; Insecta; Hymenoptera; Braconidae. Gene Ontology annotation, molecular function: iron ion binding; monooxygenase activity; oxidoreductase activity, acting on paired donors, with incorporation or reduction of molecular oxygen.
AGCCACUUGUCUUGCAAAACAAGACAGUUGUCUUACAAACCUGAAUCAUUCCAAACGUAUAUUUAAAUUUUUUUUCUAUCCAAAGUUUUAUUCGAAAUACUCUUCUUUUUUUUUUUCUUUAAAAUAAUUAUAUUAUUUAAUUUAUUUAUCAAAUAAUAAUAACAAUAAAAUGUUAUUUUUUUUAAAGCAAUUAAUAAACAAUGUGACAAUAAAUUUAAAUUGUUCCUUAAUUGGAUAUUUGCUGGCAAUAGCAGCUAUAAUUAUAUCAUAUUAUUGUUGUAAUAAUAUUUUUAAUUACUGGUUCAAUCGUGCGAAAUUAUUGAAAUUUGCUUUAACACUUCCUGGACCACCAACACUGCCAUUUAUUGGUAACGCACUUGAAUUUGCCGUUAGCGCAGAGGAUACUCUAGAUAAAGUUGUUGAUCUUGUGCGAACAAAUGAAUCGACAUUUAGAUUUUGGCUUGGACCAAAACUCAUUGUUGUUUUGAGUGAUCCACGAGACUACGAGAUAAUUUUAGCAAGUUCAAAAGCAUCAUACAAAGAUCCAGUUUAUGAUUUACUAGGACCAGUUAUUGGCAAAGGACUUGUCAGUGGUUCAGGACCAACUCAUCGCAUUCAUAGAAAAAUAAUAAUGCCAAUGGUCAAUAGCAAAGCCUUAUCAAUAUAUCUAAAAUGUUUUAAUAUCCACACUCGCUAUUGUAAUGAAUUAUUAAAAUUAAAAAUUAAUUCAAAUGAUGAAUUUGAUAUACUUCCAUUUAUGACAAAUUGCACAAGUGACAUGAUGCUAGAAUGUAUUAUUGGAGUACAAGGCACUGCACAAAAAGGAGGCUAUAAACAAUUUGUUCAUUAUUCAGAUAGAAUUUAUGAACUUUUACAUAUGAGAAUGAUGAAGGUUUGGCUACAUCCAGAUUUUAUAUUUAAACGUACUAAAAUGGGUGAAGAACAAGAACAAGCAUUGAAUAUUGUUCAUGGAUUAAUUGACAAUGUUAUUUGUAGAAAAAAAAAAGAAUACAUGGCUAUUGAACGUGGUGUUAUUGAUAGAAAUGAAUUAAAAGUAUCACUGCUGGAUCAAUUGAUAGAUCAUGCUAUGAAAAAUAAAUCCAUGGAUGAUCUUGAGCUGAGAUAUGAAAUUUAUACAGUUUACAUUGCAGCUCAAGAUACAGUUGCUGUUAUAGCAUCAUUUGCGCUGUUGAUGCUUGCAAUCCAUCAAAAUAUACAAGAUAAACUUAGAAAAGAAAUUUAUGAUAUUUUGGGUGAUGAUGAUGAUGAUGAUAUUGAUGAGAUUCAUAUACAAAAAUUUAAAUAUCUUGAUAUGAUUAUUCGUGAAACAAUUAGAAUGUAUCCAAUCGCUCCUUUGAUGGUACGAAAAACAACUGGAGAAAUUAAAUUAGAGACUUGUACGUUACCAGAAAAUUGCUCCAUCGUGAUGGCUGCAUACAUGACCCAUCGUGAUAAAAAUCACUGGAUUGAACCAGAUAAAUUUAAUCCAGAUAGAUUUCUAUCAAAUUUCGUAAAAGAACGACAUCCAUAUUCAUUUGUUGGCUUUUCUGGUGGCUUGAGAGGUUGCAUAGGACAAAAAUUAGCUAUAAUGUCACUUAAAACAAUAAUUGCAAAUGUCAUACGCAAAUAUAAAUUAAAUACAUCACAAAAGCUAGAUGAUUUAAAAUUAAAAAUGGACAUUUCAAUACGAUCACGUUGUGGAUAUAAAAUUAAUAUUAAAGAAAUUAAUUAAUUUUUUUAACAAAUAAAUUAUUAAUAUAUAAUAUAUUUAUAAAAUU